Molecule: messenger RNA, 3767 nt
Organism: Melospiza melodia melodia
Lineage: Eukaryota; Metazoa; Chordata; Aves; Passeriformes; Passerellidae
Gene: SPTSSA
Product: serine palmitoyltransferase small subunit A
Exons: 2
Coding region: 51-257 (68 amino acids)
Biological process (GO): ceramide biosynthetic process
Cellular component (GO): serine palmitoyltransferase complex
Molecular function (GO): serine C-palmitoyltransferase activity
Source: RefSeq, a predicted model, not a curated record
UCCGCUCGGCCUGGGCCCGGCGCGGGGCCGCUGGCGGGCGGGGGAGCGCCAUGGCGCUGGGCUCGGCUUGGAAGCAGAUGUCGUGGCUGUACUACCAGUACCUGCUGGUCACCGCGCUCUACAUGCUGGAGCCCUGGGAGCGCACCGUCUUCAAUUCCAUGCUAGUUUCCAUUGUUGGAAUGGCACUGUACACAGGCUAUGUGUUCAUGCCUCAGCACAUCAUGGCAAUAUUGCACUACUUUGAAAUUGUGCAGUGAUGAAGAACAUGUUUUCAAGAAGUAACCGGGCUUUGAAAUCUGGUCUACAAAGAAGAAUGAACCUCUCAGUUUUACCAAGAUUUCUACUGAUGUCCGAAAGACACAAUUAUGACUCUGAAGACUAGGAAAUGAGAUGUGUAGAGCAGGGACGUGAGAUGUCCCCUGUGUUGUGUUCAUUCCCUUUAAUUUUACAAGAUAUGCCCUUGUAUAGUAGUUUUGUCUACUUUAACAUUGUGAUUGUACUUUGAUAUCAGUAUUUUCUUAACUUUGUGACAGUUUCAAUAUUGCACUGUGAAAGCUUUUCUUAAUUGUACUUUUGAGUAAAUCUUAAUUGCCUUCUAUUUUUAAUCAGAAAGUCAUCUUAUUAAAUGGGGCUUAAAGCUUUUGCUAUUGUAUGGUAUGUAUUUGCCUGGAUAUUUCUAUUAAUGCGUUUUGUAAGAAAAUACAUCUAGAUUCAUAUUAGAGACAUGGAUAUAUUCGUCUAAUCCUAUUUACAAAAGCUAGUUUGUAUGACUGAACUCAGGUGUACUGUUUGCUGUCCAAACUUUGUUCAACAGUAUAUUUGUGCAUAUCACCUAAAUUUGGAAUUAGCAGUUAUUUCAAGUUUCUGUAUUCUACCUGUGGGAGGAGGGAGGGGAGAUGAGGCAUUGAAGCAGAGUGAAGACUGCAUUCAUUAUGUUUUUUAGUAGUGCUGUGGUUCUGGACUCUGUUUGGGUGGGGGGGAAAUGGACUUUUCUUUACUGGCAUUGGCCCACAUAUGGCUUUGGGAUAGCACUUUAAACCAACCUUUUUUCUAGCUACCAAUUCACUUUUACAGGAUGCUUUAUUAUGUUCCAGGGGCUUUGGUUUCUGCUGGUUUUCACUCAACAGUGUAACUACGUCUAGGUUUUCAAGGGGUUUUCUAUUGCUGCUAGUGUUCCAAACAUGUUUUCGCUACAAACGACCAAAACGUAGGGAUUUUCAAGGGACUUGAGUUACAACUACAGCAAUAAGUAGCUGAAUACUUGGCUGAAGUCCUGUCUUUUUUUUAAUAGGGAUUUUUUUCAGUUUUGUAUUCUGAAAUGUAAGAGGGUAACAACUUAACUUUGCUAAGUGGACAAUUUUUUUGUUGUUGUUGUUUAAAAAAUAAAAGUUAAAAGCAGAGCUUUGAUGCAAAACUUUCUUGGAGAAGUUAAUCUGUUUCCGAGUGCUGCUUGCUUUUCUCAGAACUUCCCAAAAGUGACACUUGACCAAAGAACUGUGAUUUUAAUGGCCCAAUAGUCAGUACUGUUACAUCUUUUAUGCAACAUCUGUUGACAUCAGAAAUUGUAGAUUUUCAGUAUCUAUAGGGAUAUUGUCUUUCAGAUCAUUUCAUUUUCUCAAACGCGUACUCGUGAGAAGAGAGUGUUUUUCCCUGUAUUUAAAAACUUCAUAUGUAUUUGAUUAAAAACACUGCUGUUGUUUUGGGAACUAAAACCAGUGAGCCUUAAACUUCUUAGGUGAACCUGGGAUUUCCUGAAGUUGGUAGGAGUCUCCCUCUAAUUCAGUGCUUUCACUUCUUAAUAACUGGCCAACAAAACACGGAUGGGUUUCUGGGAUUGUGUUUUUUGUUAUUUUUUGUGGUGUUUUAUUGUGGUUUUAUUUAAAUGUAUCCAGAGUUGUAUGUGCGCAUUAUAAGUGUAUACAUGGAGAUAUUGAUAAGUUAAUGUACUCGUUUUGAAGUAACAUAGCAUAAAUCCAGUCUCUCUGUUAAUUAAAUCAAUACUUGAUUGUGAUGUUUCCUUGCAAACUACUAUCAUGGUUGAUAACCUCUUUUCCAGCAGUAGAUAACGUUAUUUGUAUGAGGGUGAGAAAAUCCCUUCUGUGUGGUGGCAUUAGGAAUGUUAAGCAUGAUUUUUUAAUUGUAAAAUGUUUUUUAAAAAGCCUUUGGUAUAAUGAUUUUUAUUAGCUGCUUUUUGUUGAGAAAAAAAAGAGUAACCAUAAUUUUCCACUUACUUGCCUUAUGUUGGCUUGAUAGAUUCCAUACUUAAAUUCAAUUUGCUAAUUUGAGUACAGUCUUUUUCAGUAUUUCUUUUAGUAUAAAUCAAGAAUCUAUUAGUCUUGGACAGUUCUUUUUAGAUUCUGAAUACUUUAUUAAAGAUGGAGUAAUUUCAUUAAUAAAAUAUGAUGUGUUUGCUGAAGUUUAAAUUUCUAGAAGAAAGUUUUUGCAGUGUGUCCUUUUGUUUAGGUUGAGCUAGUGAAGAAACAGUUCAACUGGUGAUAAUUACAAAGCAGAGAUUUCUUUUUUAAAGUAGGAGUAUUGGUAGGGAUUUAAUUAAUCAUUACGUUUGAAUAAUAAUAAAUAAAUCCGAAGACUACCAAGUUGUUUUCCCACUGCAGUCUGCCUUAUUGUCAUGUCAGCUAUCAUAUCCUCUAUGAUAGAACCAUAAUUUUUUUUUUUUUUUUGUGCAAGCUGGAGGUCAAAGGCAGUUUAAAUAUCAUUUGGAGGCAGCUGGUCAAUCAUGCUUUUGUUCUAACAUGUUGAUAAAAAUUGAGGCAUUAGUAAUUUAGGUAAAAUUGGAAAAAAAAACAAUUGUGAGAAAUGAGGAAAAAGUUACCUGAGAGACAUGCAAUUGGCUGUCUGUUAAUCUUUUAAUAGUAAUAGCUCUUGGGGUUUAGAUUGCAUCAUUAGAAAUAAGCAUUUAAAAAUACAUUAGGUGUGUCAUAUGGCAGAACUGAUAAUUCCAGUUUGUGAGGCAGCAGAUGAGCCGGGUGAUUUGCUGUGCUGGAGGCCCUGGGGCUCCCAGAGCCAGCUCUGCAGAGGCUCCUUGGCUGCCUCCAGGGCUGGCUACUCUACAAUUAUUUAUUAAAAACCUUUGCAGAAGGAGCUGCUCUAACCAAAACAGGCAUUGUAUUGCAGAAUGUCAGGCUGGAGUUGGAAACAGAUCCAGGACCUGUGUAGUGUAUGUAUGGCUUGAAUCAGUCACAUCUUUUUAUAUAUAUGCACAAACUCUGUUUUAUCAGUAUGUGUGUGUGUAUAUAUAUAUGUAAAUACUGUUUAUUUCUUGUCAAAAAUUAUUAUGUAGCAAUUAGUUUGGAGACAGUGAGAGGCAGUGGAGUUUCUUUUCUGGUUUCUUCCCUAUGAAGGAAAACACCAGAGAAUCCUAAAGUGAGACUUUCUUUAAAAAUUUUGUAAGAAAUAUAUUUUGUAUAUCCAUAAAUAUUAAAAAGAAGUAGGCGUGAAAGGAGCAUAGCACUGCAAAGGGGAAUCUUGGGUGAUAGAUGGACAUUGUGUACCUGCAGACUGAUGUGAUUGCCUUGUACCAUUCAGGUGAAGAAAUGAAGUGUGCAUUAUAAAUGCUGAAGAAGGGGUACUUGCUGUUGAGUAACAGCAAAUAAAGGUUAUAUUGAGGUGAAGAGUCACAACUUGAAGAGAAUUGGGUACCUUAGACUGUGCACAAAGGUGUGGACAGAGGACAUUCUGCUUUGGUAAAAUACCAGAGCUGUGGACUCUGGAAUUGUCAGCCUAAUAAAGCUUUUCUGUGCCAGAAA